AUGUUCAAGUCUGCCAGCCGUGUUCUUUUGGCCACCAAGACCAUUCCUCUUGAGCCACAGAAGCCGUUCAAGCUGCACACUGCCGGCCGCGACGACUUGCCGCCACUCCCCACCACCGCAACGUACGACCCAGAGCAAAUGACGAAGAACCUCGAGAUGAUGUUCCGAAUUCGUCGCGUAGAGUCGUUGUGCGAUCAGUCAUACAAGCUCAAGAAGAUCCGCGGUUUCUGCCACCUUUACAUUGGCCAGGAGGCCAUCCCCGUUGGCAUGGAGAACAUCCUCACCUUCGACGACCCCAUCGUGACCGGCUACCGUGACCACGGGUGGCUCCUCGUGCGCGGUGGUACCACGAAAGAGGUCUUCGCCGAGAUUUUUGGCCGCGAGGGUGGUUGCUCGAAGGGCAAAGGCGGCAGCAUGCAUAUGUACAACGUGAAGAACAAUUUCUAUGGCGGUAAUGGUAUCGUCGGUGCGCAGGUGCCACUCGGCGCCGGUCUCGCCUGGCGCUACGCCCUCGAAAACCGUGACAAGCCUUCCAACGUGGCGGCGGCGUUCUACGGUGAUGGUGCGGCCAACCAGGGGCAGGUGUUCGAGGCUAUGAAUAUUGCCGCGCUGCAGCGCAUUCCCGUCAUGUUUUGCUGUGAGAAUAACCAGUUCGGUAUGGGCACGAGCAAAGAGCGUGCGGCGUACCAGCCCGAGAUGUAUCGCCGUGGUGAUUACAUCCCUGGCUUGCGCAUUGACGGCAUGGACGUGCUCGCAGUGCAGGAGGGCACACGCUAUGCAAAGAACUGGUGUCUCGCUGGUAAGGGACCUAUCGUGCUUGAGUUCGACUCGUACCGUUACGUCGGCCACUCGAUGAGCGACCCUGAUAGCCAGUACCGCACCAAGAGCGACAUCCAGGAGGUGCGCAAGACGCGCGACUGCAUCCACAAGAUGAAGGACUUUAUGGCGCGGGAGGGUAUCAUGACAGAGGACGAGAUGAUAAAACUCGAGAAGGAAGUCAAGAAGGAGGUCGACAAGGAGUUGCAGCCGGCGGAGCGGCAGAAGCUGACGCCGCUUAGUGAGCUGUUUACCGACAUCUACUCCGGAGAGCAGUACGAGCACCGCACCACGCAGGGCACCGUCUACGCCAAGCCUUGA
Trypanosoma grayi is the source of this 1137-nucleotide messenger RNA. RefSeq names its product pyruvate dehydrogenase E1 component alpha subunit. Gene Ontology annotation, cellular component: intracellular membrane-bounded organelle. The record is from RefSeq and is a predicted model, not a curated record. NCBI's taxonomy places the organism in Eukaryota, Euglenozoa, Kinetoplastea, Trypanosomatida, Trypanosomatidae. Gene Ontology annotation, molecular function: pyruvate dehydrogenase (acetyl-transferring) activity. Gene Ontology annotation, biological process: pyruvate decarboxylation to acetyl-CoA. The transcript has a single exon. Bases 1 to 1137 code for a protein of 378 amino acids.